Bipolaris maydis ATCC 48331 is the source of this 824-nucleotide messenger RNA. The record is from RefSeq and is a predicted model, not a curated record. Lineage: Eukaryota; Fungi; Ascomycota; Dothideomycetes; Pleosporales; Pleosporaceae.
AUGGCAAAGGGCCUCCGCGCAAGUAGCAAAAAGGCGAACCGCACAAAGCUGCGCGCCAGAGUAUUUGGCCCUGUCGAGCAGGCGCGCAUGGAACGCCUGCACGCCAAACUUCUCGAGACAGUCCAGCAGCCCAAGCCAGAAAGCAACCAGAUGGACACUGCUGAAGACAGUAAGCCGACUACCACCGCCGCCAACGAGGACGACUUGCCCAAAGGUUCGUCUUUUCUCACUGCUCCCAUACCACGCUCCCUGUCCGACCCCUCCCCAAAGCCCCUCGAUGCAGCACAGGACGAUUGUGACCUCAGGAAUCUGUGCCUCCACCUGGGCUUAUGUUCCGAUGUCGUUGGCUUCACCACAGACGGCCAUCUCGAGUUUGCCUUUGACCCACUCCCUCCACAUUGGUCGGACAUGGACGUCGACGGCGCUCCCGCUGCCACCACCUCCACCUCCGCAAAGAGCUCCUCCAACAAGCCCAAGGACAAGAGCCAGACCCGCAAACAGCUUCGUCGCAAGCCCUCCAACAAGGUCUCCUUCCCCACCUCGCGAGGCAAAGGUGCCCUCAAGCCCUUCAAGGGCCAGACGGCCGGACCCGGUCGCAUUGGCAAACGACGAUCAUGAUUGAUGAUUUUCUCCCUGGCGUUGAUGGAUGGCAUUUCCCUGGCGUUUACACACCUCCUGUUAUUUUCUCCAAAAAGUAAGGGUUGGAAAGGAUACCAUGUCCCCCCCGUGCGGACUUUUACUGCAUGUAUGCGCAAUUCAUAAAUCUAUAUUUUUAUGUUAGUACACAACCAUGUCGUUGACAAUGCGACAACAGUUGGUCUCGG